Molecule: messenger RNA, 969 nt
Organism: Emiliania huxleyi CCMP1516
Lineage: Eukaryota; Haptophyta; Isochrysidales; Noelaerhabdaceae
Exons: 7
Coding region: 1-969 (322 amino acids)
Source: RefSeq, a predicted model, not a curated record
AUGACCGCGGAGCGGCCCUGGAGGGGCAAGCCGGUCACGCCAAGCUCGUACGUCGCCGACGACGGCGAGCUCCUUGAGCUUGACGCGGCGAACUUUUGCGCGGCUGGAGCGCUGCUCUGGCACGAGGUGAGCGGCGGAGAGCCGAGGAUGUUGCUCGCCGUCGAGAGGCGCGGCGAGACGACCGGCGCGAAGGCGAAUUUCCUGGGUGGCAAGCGCGACUCCUGGGCUGAGACGCCUCGAGCGGUGGCCGCGCGAGAGUGCUGGGAGGAGACUGGUUAUCUGCUCUCCUCUGCCGCACACGCCGCGAUCGAGGGCGGCGCUAGGCCGGUGGCGUGGGCGCCGCAGUCCAAGCCGCCGAACCCGUUGCACGACUCGACCCUCGAGCGAGUGGAGUCGGUGCCGCUGCGGUGCCUGCUCGACCCGCGCUGGCGGCGCGAGGAGCUGCACGCGUUCGCCGGGCUCCAGGCGGCGGCGAUCCUGCCGGCGCCAUGCGAGAAGCCGUGGUCCUCGCUGUCUGCCUCUGAGCGAGAGCUGGCAGAGAGGCUCCGGUUCGUGCGCGGGACGUGGGGCGACGACCCAGAGGCCGAUGGGCGCGACGGGUGCGAGGAGGACUGGAGCGACAUCCCCUGGUCCUGGGCGGAGCUCGACCGGGCCGCUCUCUUGCCCACCGCCCUGGCGCUUGGCUUCGAGGAGCGGUCGUGGAAGGGAGGCGCGGCGGCCAAGCCGAGCCGCAAGGCGAGAGGCCGCCGGCCGAGAGCGAGACGGCCGCCGCUGCCGGGCGCCAACGCGGUCGCUGGUCCGCUCCUUGGCCUCGACGGCGCCGCCCUCGAGCCCUCGCCGCAGCCGCGCUACUUGGCGGAGCCGCCGAGAGCGCACGACGACCUCCGCCGCGCCGUGCAGUACGCGCGCACGACAGCCAACGGCCCAAACAAGUGCCAUGCCACAGCGGUUUCCCCGAGCCCUCCCUGA